Amborella trichopoda is the source of this 2392-nucleotide messenger RNA. RefSeq names its product O-fucosyltransferase 20. Gene Ontology annotation, cellular component: cytoplasm. The record is from RefSeq and is a predicted model, not a curated record. Lineage: Eukaryota; Viridiplantae; Streptophyta; Magnoliopsida; Amborellales; Amborellaceae.
AAAACUCAGGGUACUCAGUCAUGGCGAGGUCCAAGCCCAAGCUAUCUUACAUCUCAGUACCAGCCCAAAACAUCCCUUCUCUUUCUACGACUUCCAUUAAUUCCUUUAUCAUCUCUCCGAAAAAACCAUCAAAGCAUUCAAAUAAGCUCACGAGCUCCAUUAAAACAAGGCUAUGGGCCUUCAUUUUAAUCUCCUUUGUGUUCUUCACCAUAAAAAUGGCUUUCAGACUUGACCCAUUUCUCCCUCUAUCUCAUUACCCAUGUUCUCUCUCUAGGGAUUCUUCAUCUGUGGGUCAGGUUCCAUUAAAUGUUUCUCAAACUCCAUUGAACGAAGAUUACGGGGAGGCGGCGAGAGAGUUUUGGGCUCAACCAGAUGGGUUGGGGUAUAGGCCUUGCUUGGGUUUUAGCAGGGAGUAUAAGAGAGAAAGUGGGGUUAUGGUUAGAGAGAGAAAGAAAUAUUUGAUGGUGGUGGUUUCAGGGGGGUUGAAUCAGCAGAGGAAUCAGAUUGUUGAUGCAGUUGUGAUUGCUCGGAUUCUUGGUGCUGCUUUGGUUUUACCCAUAUUGCAGGUCAAUGUUGUCUGGGGCGAUGAGAGUGAGUUUUCGGAUAUAUUUGAUGUGGAGCAUUUCAAGAAGACCCUCGAGUGCGAUGUGAGGAUCGUUUCCUCUCUUCCAUCCACCCAUCUCAUGACAAGGCCUGUCGAAGAGAAGCGAACUCCUCUUCAUGUCAGUCCUAGCUGGAUUCGCUCUAGAUAUCUUAGGAGGCUUAACAAAGAGGGUCUUCUUCUGUUGAGGGGUUUGGAUUCUAGGCUCUCCAAGGACCUCCCUUCAGAUCUUCAGAGGCUUCGUUGCAAGGUGGCUUUUCACGCAUUGAGAUUUUCGAGUGGUGUUAGAGAGAUAGGGGAGAGAAUUGCAGAGAGGAUGAGGAGAAAGGGGCCUUACAUUGCGCUCCAUUUGAGAAUGGAGAAGGAUGUGUGGGUGAGAACAGGGUGCUCACCUGGUCUGAGCCAUGAGCACGAUAAGAUGAUCAAUAGAGAGAGAAGGGCUCGCCCUGAGCUCCUCACUGCCAGGUCCAACAUGACUUACCAUGAACGGAAACUUGCCGGUCUCUGCCCCUUAAAUGCCAUGGAAGUUGCGAGGCUACUUAAAGCACUCGGUGCUCCAAGAAAUGCAAGAAUAUACUGGGCUGGUGGGAAACCAUUUGGUGGAUUGGAAGCUUUGCAACCAUUGAUUAAGGAGUUCCCAAACUUCUUCAACAAAGAGAACCUCUCAUUACCAGGAGAGCUCGAGCCCUUUGCUAACAAGGCUUCCCUUCUUGCUGCCAUAGACUACAUUGUCUCUGAGAGUAGUGAUGUCUUUAUGCCCUCUCAUGGGGGGAACAUGGGUCAUGCUAUUCAGGGACAUAGAGCCUAUGCUGGUCACAUGAAGCAUAUAACCCCCAACAAGAGAGAGAUGCUCCCUUACUUUUUAGACAACUCCUUACCUGAAUCUGAGUUCAACCGAGUCAUCAAGGAACUCCACAAGAACUCAUUGGGUCAACCGGAUAUUCGAACUGGAAAAACAGGCCGAGAUGUGAUUGCCUACCCUGUUCCAGAAUGCAUGUGCAAUGAUGCUAGUAGAAGUGGCAAUUUCCAUAAGAGAUAAGGACAGUAUACUGAGGAUGAUGUGAAAAUCCAUGGCCUUUGGGACCAUCACGGUCUCAUUGUCCAUUGCAAUGAUGGAUAAUGAUGGAGAGAGAAUGGGAUCUAUUGAAAUGAAACUAUAUCCCAUUGGUGAUCUUCAUCACCUUGCAUCAUAUCAAUAAGUGGACCACGAGGACUAUACAGUAUUCGAUUCUCUUUGGCUUCCCCUUUGUAUGUUAUCGCUCUUGCCCUAGAGACACAUGUGGAUCAAAUCAUGGUUGACUUCAUCUUAGUGUUUGCAUGCAUGGACUGAUGCCUGCAUGUGCAUUUGCUUGUGCAUGUACACAUGCUUUUGUAUUUGUACAUCUCCGCAUAUUAGCCUUAUAGAACAGUAGUGCGACAUUGACAAGUAGGUGGUUCGAUCAAAUUGGUUUUUGUGUUCAAGAUCACUGAGGUAUUUGGCUGAUGAGUGCUUCUUAUAUUUGUGUAUGCAUAGAGGUUCUUACAGUGAAGAAAAUGUGGUAAAUGUCAGCUCAAGGAAGAUGAAUUGGUGAGAUACGAAGGCUCAAAAGAUUUAAGAAAAUCAUUAUUUGGGCCGCUUUUCUUUAGCUGAGAAGAGAUAGGCAAUUGAAGAUGGUUGGCAUUAGUAGUUUAGUUUUUUUUUUCUUUCUUCCCUUCCUGGUAUUGGAAGGGAAUUUUGGGGGCUAUUCAUUUAUUCUUUGUACUGUAAAUAUACUUAUGAAGCAUUUAUACAGAUAAUUUUUGGUAACAGAA